This is a messenger RNA of Prunus armeniaca (apricot), 951 nucleotides long. The record is from the annotation of a GenBank genome assembly. NCBI's taxonomy places the organism in Eukaryota, Viridiplantae, Streptophyta, Magnoliopsida, Rosales, Rosaceae.
AUGUCUCUCUUGAACCAGCUUUUCAACAGAGGCGUUUUUGGCACAAAGUGCAAAACAUGUUUGAAUUUGGCUAUUUCACGCAUGAAAUUGCUGCAAAACAAGAGAGAUGUGCAGCUUAAACACAUGCGCAAGGAAAUUGCGCAAUUUUUGCAGGCUGGCCAAGAAGCAAUAGCUCGAAUUCGGGUGGAGCAUGUUAUACGAGAGCAAGACAUAUGGGCUGCGUAUGAGAUAUUGGAGCUGUUCUGUGAAUUUGUCCUUGCACGUGUUCCCAUUAUUGAAAGCCAGAGGGAGUGUCCACCAGAAUUACGAGAAGCUAUAUCAAGCAUAAUUUUUGCUUCCCCAAGAUGUUCAGAAGUUCCAGAUUUAUUGCAGAUCAAGAAUUUGUUUACAGCAAAAUAUGGGAAGGAAUUUGUAUCAGCUGCGUCUGAGCUUCGUCCUGAUUCUGGGGUCAACCGAACUAUAAUUGAGAAGCUUUCAGUUAGUGCUCCCUCUGGAGAGGCCAGGCUUAGGGUAUUGAAGGAAAUUGCACAAGAGUACAAUCUGAAUUGGGAUUCUUCUAAUACUGAAGCAGAAUUCAGUAAAACGCAUGAAGAUCUGCUGGGUGGAUCCAAGCAUGUAAGUGGUGGAGCUGCACCUUCUCAAGCUCCGGCAAAACAAGGCUCUUUUAGUUCUUCACCUUCUAAUGGGGCACACUCUAUUGUGCCUGCAGAUAUUAAACAAGAACCUAAGUACCUUCAUGCUCCAAGACCUUUGAGGGAGACACACACAUCAUACACUAAUGAGAUUCAACCAUCGAUUAAUGAUGAUAAAGCGGCAGCAGUUAGUGAUACCAAAAGGGAGACAAGACCACAAUCAUCUGAGAUCCUGGAGAGAGCUCGAGCUGCCAUUGCCUCUGCUGAGCGUGCAUCUGCUGCUGCCCGUUCCGCUGCAGAGCUGGUUAAGUCCUUGUAG